Molecule: messenger RNA, 4068 nt
Organism: Daphnia carinata
Lineage: Eukaryota; Metazoa; Arthropoda; Branchiopoda; Diplostraca; Daphniidae
Product: kinesin-like protein KIF14
Exons: 10
Coding region: 240-3890 (1216 amino acids)
Biological process (GO): microtubule-based movement
Cellular component (GO): microtubule; kinesin complex
Molecular function (GO): ATP binding; microtubule motor activity; microtubule binding
Source: RefSeq, a predicted model, not a curated record
CACUUGUUGAAUGGUCGUUGGUGAACUUUGAAGUGAAGUGGAGAAUGUUGGGAUUGUGUAAUGGGAGCUUUUUGUGAAAGUUUCUAUUCAGUCAUGACUAUUUCAAGUGUUAGUCAUCCAGUAUUCUGAAGCAUUCGUUUGUUAGUUGUCGGUACACUUCGUCGUUUCUGCGUAAGAUGUUCCCAACUGCCAAUAAUACUAACUGAAAAAUCAGCAUACUUAACAGUCAGUGAUCUAAAAUGAAAAAAUCUGCAGAAGCUAAGCUACCUGCGAAGCAUAACUCUCAAACUCCCAAGAAGUGUAUGACAUCAAAGAAACAAAAGACAAAGCAAAAAGCUUCAUCUUUAAUAGCAGAUGCCCCUAAUGUAAAUCAAACUGUUCCAAAGGAAAAGAAAAAGAAGGUACAAACAAGUUCCGCUAACAGCAUUAUAGUAGCCGUCAGAGUGCGACCCAAAACUGCAAAAGAAGAAAGCGAAAAACAGAAACCUGCCAUUUUCGUGGAAGGCAAAAAUAUAAGUGUUUUGACAAGCAUUGGAGAAACUCACAUUUUUUGUUGCGACAACUGCUUUAUCUCUGAUACUCCUACUGUCCAGAAUGGAAAACAUCACCAACAGGGACAAGUUUACGAGUGCCUGGCUAAGCCUUUACUUUCACAAGCUUUCAAGGGCUUCAACACCUGCAUGUUUGCCUAUGGGCAAACAGGCACUGGCAAAAGCUAUAGCAUGAUGGGGAAAAUUGGAAAUAGAAACGAAUUAGAUCAAGCUUCUGGGAUUAUACCUCGUUUUUGCUUCGAUCUUUUUCUUCGAAUCGAAGAACUAGCAAAGAACCCAACUGCCGAGAGACUAUCCAUCGAAAUUGAAGUCAGUUUUUUUGAAAUCUACAAAGAACGAAUCCAAGAUCUGUUAUGUUCGUCGAGCAAAACAGGUGGCAAUUUGUCAGUUCGUGAGCAUCCAAAAAAUGGCCCUUAUGUGGUUAACCUUACCAAGUGCUCUGUCACUUCAUUUGAGGAGGUACAGCGGUGGCUUUCUGUUGGAAAUCAAAGACGGAUCGUAGCAUCGACGUCUGACAACAAACGCAGCUCGCGUUCUCAUGUUAUUUUUACCAUUACUUUAGCGCAAAGUUUUGAAGAACAGGUGGCAGGGAAAAUGGAAAUGGUACGGAAACAGAGCCGCGUCAACUUUAUAGAUUUAGCUGGUAGUGAAAGAAUGGCUUCUUUAUCAGUUGGAGUUCGCCGGCAGGAAAGCUUAGCCAUAAACCUUUCUCUAUUCACAUUGGGAAAAGUAAUAACAGCUUUAGCAGAGAAAAAAUUCGCACCAUACAGAGAAUCAGUUCUGACAUGGCUGUUGAAGGAAAGUUUGGGAGGUAACUCCAAAACAGUAAUGUUGGCAACCGUCAGUCCGAAUGUUGCCCAUAUAGAAGCUACGCUAUCCACAUUGCGAUACUCCUGCUUGGCCAGUAAAAUUGUAAAUGCUCCGACGAUCUGCGAGACUCCUAAAGCUUGCUCGAAUAAACCUUCACUUGCUGAAACCGUUGGAGCGACAAGUCAUGUUGAAAAUUCUCCUGCGCGAAUCAAAGAGCUCGAAAGUACAGUCCGUCAUCUCAGCGAUCUCCUCGCAGAAGUUGAAAAUAAGAAAGAUUCUGAAUGGAAAGAGAAAAUGGCACAAGCAGAAUUAAAACGCAUCGAAGCCGAACAAGCUCUUUCCAAUCAUGGCCUUUCUAGUUACAUCGAUCCUCAACAGCCAUACCUAAUCAACAUUAAUCGGGAUCCUUUGUUGUCCGAAACAAUGUUUUUCCCGCUGAAUCCUGGUAAAAACAUGGUGGGCCCUAUGGUAUGUUCAAAUGACCCGCCAUCUAUCCAGCUAAACGGGUUGACGAUCGAGGAAAACCAUUGCUGCAUCGAAUAUGAUGAUGAUCUUCGAAUAUUUGCCAACGCUGAAACCUACGUUAACGGGCAGCUAGUUGGCACAGAAAAAGUCGUUUUGUGUCAUGGUGAUCGCAUUAUUAUCGGUGGAACCCAUCAUUUUCAUUUGCAUAAUCCAAAAGAUUCCCAAUUCCACGAAAAAAGGGCUAAUGGGGUUCCCGACUUUGAGACAUCGUACCAGGAGCUGCGAGAUGUUCAAGAAAAAGUCUUGCAGGUAGCCGUUGAAGAAGCCCAACAAAAGGCACGGCAGCAAAUGAUAUCAGAAAUCUCAGAUCUUCGUAGAGAAGCAAAUUUAGAAAUUUCAUUCCGACAGCGUUCGAAUGAGGAUAAGACGGAGAAUUGCAAUGGUAUUUCGCAAGAACAGCAACUUAAUGCAACCCCAUCCGCAUCAAUUAACUGGCAAGAAUUGGAACUUCUUCUUCGCGACUCCCAGAGAAAAUUGGAGCAGCCACCCAACAAUCCCCUUCAACAGGAAUCGUCGUUUGUCGUCCAGUCUAUGUUGAACGAGGCUAAUUCUAUUUGCCGACGUUUUCACCAGCCUUACAGAUUUACCCGUAAAGAGGCAAUCACUGAAGAUUUACAGUCUGCUAUUUGUGUCAAGGAUCAAAAUCUUCAGCACAUAAUGUAUUGGAGUUUUGACAAAAUGAAACAGCGUUUGAAAGCUUUGCGGGAUGCAGUGCAAGAUUCGAAAACUUUUCCCACAGAAGUUUUUUUCGAUGGCGGUGAUAUUUGGCAGAGAGAAGAUGAUGCCUCUGUAUUUUUUGCUCCCGCAACAAGAGCAAAACUGGAAAGGCUGCUUAAAGGUGUGAAUUUUAACGACAGCAAUGUCUCAUUUCUCGAUGAGAGCAAAUUUAGCUAUCGCUCUCCACGUCGGUCAAGUUUACUUCCUCGAUCGCCAACCGUUAACGAAAGGUCUGGUGUAGCGUGCCAGGAAUUGAUUCACAACUUCGCUGUCGACGAAAAUUUAAUGUCUGCCUUCUGUUCCAUCGCAUCUUGCCUUCAAUCACAAUUGGAUCAUCCUGAUUGCACGUCGAGCUUUGCCAUUACGCUAACAUCGAACACACUAUCUCUACUGUCAGUAUUCCCAGGACUGGUUGAUUUUAUGCUCAGUACUAGGGAAGUACCUGCAAACUUGCGAAUCAAUUGGGCACAAUCUUGCAAAGAACUAAAACAGAAUUUACAAAAAUGUGUGGAAUUUGUCCUACAGGGCGUCUCAUUGGACUCCGCAGGUCUUUUCAAUCAGUGGAUAGAUUUGACAAAAGAUUCCCUGAACGCCAUUCUUACCACGUACGGCGAACUAGCUGUUGUUGUUUUUAAGGAACUCCCGUGUUUGCCAUUGAUGUCUCGUACGACUACUGUAUCCAGCUUCGUUUCAGCACUCAGCAAAGUGCACGAAUCGCUUAUUCUUUUGGCUGAAGGCGUCAAAAUGAAAAUAGAACAACUCCCUAACAAGAAUUCUCCAUUAGCCAAUCCUAGUUUGGCGGAUAAUGGAUGCCAUAUGGCGAAUGCUUGUUACAGUAGCAUACAUCAUGUUACAAGCCUUCUUGAAGACCUUAGACCCAUUGCCUACACGGAUUUCUCCAAUUCCGACGAAAUGGAACUCGAAGAACUAUUUUUGAAACAUCGUGAGCUAGUGGAUGUUUUAUUUUGUAUGGGUAAAACUAUUGACCAGUUGUUUCUGCAUCUUGAGCUUAAUGUGUUGUCACAAGUUAAAGUUUGUGCAGCUGCAUUGAAAGCUCAAGCAUUUGAUUAUGCAAAUCGUAUGGGUGCUUCCGACAACCCCUUCUUAAGUGACCUCUCAUUUGCAAUUUUAACAAUCCACAGAUUAGUUGCCGAAAAGAGGAGAAUGGUGGACUUGCAAAGAGGACGGAACAUACAUUAUAGUCCUGUUCCUCCACAAAUGCUCGUCACCCCUACACGCAAACCCAAUGUUGAUGACACUAAUGAUCUUGUAACUAGAAACGUCUAGAGGACAAAUCUUAGACUGUUUUCCCAGAAAAUAUUUGGAUUUUGGUGGACCUCAGGCAACGAUACAACAUAGUAGUAGCCAGGUUGAAAGGAUCCUGUAAUGUUAAAAAAAAUUGUCCUCAGUAUCUUUAUAUUUGGCAAUAUGUACAUUUUUAUUCAAUAUUUUGUCAUUGGUCAUA